This is a messenger RNA of Petromyzon marinus (sea lamprey), 1495 nucleotides long. RefSeq names its product exosome component 6 (gene EXOSC6). The record is from RefSeq and is a predicted model, not a curated record. Gene Ontology annotation, biological process: U4 snRNA 3'-end processing; nuclear mRNA surveillance; poly(A)-dependent snoRNA 3'-end processing. Gene Ontology annotation, cellular component: cytoplasmic exosome (RNase complex); nuclear exosome (RNase complex); nucleolus. Gene Ontology annotation, molecular function: RNA binding. NCBI's taxonomy places the organism in Eukaryota, Metazoa, Chordata, Hyperoartia, Petromyzontiformes, Petromyzontidae.
AUGCAGACUGUAUACCUUGCAAAAGGUAUCGAUUUGGUGUUCGAACAUCUUAACGCAACUGUUUUAUUACCAAAACCCAUCCUUAAUAUUUUCAUCGUCUCCAAUGUCGUUUGUGGCGAUGUUCUUCUACUUUGAAGAAUUCGGCGACGACUCUGCAAGAUCGUAAUCCUCAGCUCGUAGAGCGCCACCACGUGGCGUAGCAGCGGCACUGUGCACUACCAAACACGUGGCUCCAUCCCACUCGCGUCGUCCUCCAAACCCCCCGGCGGCUGUUGAGCCGCUUUUAUCAAGCCUCUCGCGAUGCCCUUCGACUCGAGGAGGCUGCAGGGCCCCGAGGACUCCCAGUCGCCGCUUCUCUUCUGCGCCCCUGCGGCCCCCCGGGCGCUGCUGGACGGCCGAGGCAAGCGGGCCGACGGGCGCGCCCCGGACGAGCUGCGGGCCUCGUUCGCGCGUGCCGGGCUGCUGAGCCAGGCCAAGGGCUCGGCCUACGUGGAGGCGAAGAACACCAAGGUGCUGUGCGCCGUGCACGGACCCAGGGAGGUGUUACGCAGGGAGGACUUUAGUAUGAGCGGCCGCCUCUACUGCGACUUCAGGGUGGCGCCGUUCGCGGGCGCGCGGCGCUGCGAGGCGCGGCCCCCCGGCGGCGACGAGCGCGAGGCCGCCCUGGCCGUGGUGCAGGCGCUGGAGGCCGCCGUGCGCCUCCACCGCUACCCCAAGGCGCAGAUCGACGUCUUCGUCACGGUGCUGGAGGACGACGGCGGGGCCCUCGGCGCGGCCGUCACGGCGGCCUCCCUCGCCCUCGCCGACGCGGGCAUCGAGAUGUACGACCUGGCCGUGGGCUGCUCGGCGCGCCAGGCCGGCGCCGUGCUGCUGCUCGACCCCAGCGCCGCCGAGGAAUACGGGCGGUAUGGGGAGCCGGCCCGGGGCCCCUCGGUCCAGGCGGAGCAGCACGGUGGCCUGACGGUGGCCCUGCUGCCGUCGCUGGACCAGGUCUCGGGCCUGGUGUGCCAGGGCGAGUGGGACGAGCAGGUCUUGCGGCAGGCCGUGCGGGAGGCCGUGGAUGGCGCUCAGCGCCUCUACCCCUUGCUCCAGCAGUGCCUGCUCAGGGCCGUGCGGCGCUCGGUCCGGGCCCCAGAGGCACCACCGGCGGGGCCACCGGCGGGGCCACCCGGGGACGCGGGCAGCGACGCGGGGAUACCCCCGGGGGAGAGCGAGCCCUGAGGUCGCGAACCCCGCCACAACCUGAACUCUUCAUCUCGGCGCAACGUGUCCAGACCAUGGUUGUUCAAUUAUACGUUCGCAUUACAGUUGUAUUGGUCGCCGUUGUUUCAUUUUGCAGUGGCGUUGCAGUUCUUUACCAGUCGCUGAACCACGAUCGUAAUUGACACCCCGGGGGGGUCUGCGCCUUUAUGCUGUAAAGUUUUCCAAGUGAGGAUUCUGCCAGUCGCAGGUGUUUCUUUUGUAAAGAAUAAAAGUCAAAUUGAGUUGUUAACGA